AUGAAGAAACUUUCUUCUUUGGUGCUUACUAUAACUUUAUUGUUAUUAUUUUUUACUACUCCUAACAAUUAUGUUACAUCAACAGUUAUCAUUACAAAUGAAAAAGAAAAUGGUAAUUUAGUUAGUGAUAAUGAUAAAAUAACUAUUAUUACUCCUAAACCAAUUCCAAAAGUUAGUAGAGCUGAAAAAGAAGCAUUAAUUAGAGCCAGUGGACAAGAUCCUAAUAAAAGAGGUAGACAUAGUCGUUUAGAAAAUAUUCAUAAAAAAAGAGGUAGAAGAAGUCCUGAUAUUUUUGAUCCAAAUACACCAUGGAGAAGGAAUUUUAUUCUUCCAAAAAGAACUCCAAUAAUUAAAAAAGGACUUUUAAAACCUUUACAAGAACUUAAACUUCAUAAAUGUCCAAAAAAUUUUGAUGCUGUUACUCAAAGUAAAGAUAAUAUAACAUAUGCAUUUGCUGGUGAUUAUGUUUAUCAAGUAUGGAGAGAUUAUGGUAUACCACAAAAAGCAGCCUACAAAAUAAAUGACUUAUUUCCCGGUGGACCAAGAACUGUUGAUGUUGCUUUGACAAAUUUUAGAAGUGGUGUUAUGGUUUUAAUACAAAGAAAUAAAGUUUAUCGUUAUAGAUAUAAUAAAAAAUCAAAAAGAUUUUAUUUAGGAAAUAAAUCACCUCAACAAUUAACAGAAAAGAUAACAUUUUUACCAAAAAUUGGUUUACAAUGGAUUGAUGGAAAUAUUGUUCUUUUUGAUCAUGGUAAAUUUGCUACUUAUGAUCCUUACUGGAAUCUUUCUACAUUCUCAGCUGAUAGUGAACCAUAUUUUCCUGGAAUGCCAAAAGAUAUUAUUGGUAUGGUAUAUAAAAAUCCAUCAACAUUACUUUUAUAUACUAAAAGUAAUCGUUUAGCAAUUUAUGAUACAACUGUCUAUAAAGUUGUUGAGGAAUUUCCAAUAAAAGUUGAAGAAUAUGUUGCUUGCCUUACAAAAUCAAUUUAA
Strongyloides ratti is the source of this 990-nucleotide messenger RNA. Its product is annotated as Hemopexin-like domain and Hemopexin-like repeats-containing protein. The record is from RefSeq and is a predicted model, not a curated record. The transcript has 2 exons. The coding region runs from base 1 to 990 and encodes 329 amino acids. NCBI's taxonomy places the organism in Eukaryota, Metazoa, Nematoda, Chromadorea, Rhabditida, Strongyloididae.